Molecule: messenger RNA, 1779 nt
Organism: Acanthosepion pharaonis
Lineage: Eukaryota; Metazoa; Mollusca; Cephalopoda; Sepiida; Sepiidae
Source: the annotation of a GenBank genome assembly
AUGUUCAAUCAGUUUUCUAAACUCCAAUUUUUCAGGGAGUUGGCAUUUCAAAUUGGAGAACAAUUCCAAGUUUUGGGGAAAGUCAUUAAUCUGCGCGUGACUGUGAUUACAGGAGGACUGAAUAUGACAAACCAGGGUCUGAAGUUGACUGAACAACCACACAUUGUAAUUACCACCCCUGGUCGAUUAGCUGAUCACUUGGAAAGCUGUAAAACUUUUAAUUUUAAGCGGCUGAGGUUUCUGAUAUUUUAUUCAUGGGAUUCUUUUUCUCUUUCUCUUGUUCAUAUUCAUUUUCUCUUACUUUUUUUCAUUUUCAUUUCUCUUUUUCUUUCAUACUUUUCUCUUUCACUCUGUCUCUCUCUCUCUCCCAUCUCCCUCACUUUCCCUUCUCUUUCCCAUCUCCCUCACUUUCCCUUCUCUUUCCCAUCUCCCUCACUUUCCCUUCUCUUUCCCAUCUCCCUCACUUUCCCUUCUCUUUCCCAUCUCCCUCACUUUCCCUUCUCUUUCCCAUCUCCCUCACUUUCCCUUCUCUCUUCCCUCCUCACUUUCUCCUCUCUCUCAUAUUCUUUUUCUCACUUUUUGAGUCUUUUCACUCUUUCAUUUUUCUCUUUCAUUCAUUCUUUUCUCUCCCCCUCCCACCCUCUCUUCUCCCUCACUUUCUCCCCUCUUUUCUCCCUCACUUUCUCCCCUCUCUUCUCCCUCACUUUCUCCCCUCUCUUCUCCCUCACUUUCUCCCCUCUCUUAUUCAUUCUUUUUUCUUUCAUUCUUUUUUUCUUUCAUUCUUUUUCUCUUCCAUUCUUUCUCUCAUUUUUUCAUUCUUUUUCUCUCUUUUUUUCAUUUUUCAUUUUUUAUUUUUUUUUAUUCUUCACUUUCUUUCCUUAUAUUUUAAUUCGGCUUUCAUUUUCUUUCUCUUUUUCCUCACUCUUUUUAUUCAUCAUUCUUCAUUUCUGCUUUACCAUCCAUUUUCCUUCUCACCAUUCCCUUCCCCAUUGCUCUCUCACCUUUCCUCCUUCGCUCUUCUCUCACCUUUCCUCCUUCGCUCCUCUCUCACUUUUCCUCCUCCGCUCCUCUCUCACUUUUCCUCCUCCGCUCCUCUCUCACUUUUCCUCCUCUGCUCCUCUCUCACUUUUCCUCCUCUCUCACUUUUCCUUCUCUCUCACUUUUCCUUCUCUCUCACUUUUCCUCCUCUUUUACCUUUCAUCCUUCACUCCUCUCUCACUUUUGCUCCUCUCUCACCUCUCCUCCUUUGCUCCUCUCUCACUUUUCCUCCUCUCUCACCUCUCCUCCUCCACUCCUCUCUCACUUUUCCUUCUCUCUCACCUUUCCUCCUCUUUUACCUUUCAUCCAUCACUCCUCUCUCACUUUUGCUCCUCUCUCACCUCUCCUCCUCCACUCCUCUCUCACCUCUCCUCCUUUGCUCCUCUCUCACUUUUCCUCCUCCGCUCCUCCCUCACCUCUCACUUUUCCUCCUCUCUUACCUCUCCUCUUCCGCUCCUUUCUCACUUCUCCUCCUCCGCUCCUCUCUCACCUUUUCCCUUCAUAUUUCUCCUUGUCCAUUUACUUUCUUUCAUUUUCUCUUUUUGUUCCUCCUUUUUUUUUUUCCCUAUUUUCUUCUCUUUCUCUCUUGCAUUUUUUUCCCUUUGUUUAUUUUUCUUCAUUACUUCAUUCUUUUCCUCCUCUUCUGUUCAUCCUUUUGUUUUUCUUCUCUUUUUCUCAGCAUCUUUUUUUCUUUUCACUUUUUCCCCCUUUUUCAUUCAUUCCUCCUUUACUUUCUCAUAA